CCGCGCGGAGGGUGAGAGGCUUGGGGCGAAAUAAAGAAAUCAAUGGGGGUUUUCCGUGACCCUCCUGCGCGGGGGAAAGGGGCGUUUCCCGGAACAUUUAUAAAGAGGAGCAGCGCGUCUAGUCGGGUAAAAAGAGCUCAGGCGCCGGGCUUUGUGGGGCUCUAGCAGCAAAAGCAACCAGGAUUUCAAUUGGUUCAGUUUCCAUUUCCACUUGGCUACAUUCCGAUCGCCUCCCGAGCAGACGCCUUUCCCUGAGUUUUGAGUUUCGUCUCGAUCACCAUGCAGCGGUCUUUCGUCUUUUUCCUCGUUGCUUUGGGCUCCUGGGCUUUUGAAAAAGGAUUCGCAGAGGAAAACGUUGUGAGAAUUUGGCCAGAAAAUCCUGUUGUGCAAUUUGGAGGUUCCCUUGAGAUAAACUGCAGCACCAAUAUUGAAGCAGAUGCGAUUGGCCUUGAAACCCCCUUCAGAAGGGAAAUCAUUGGAACUGGAUCCAAUUGGAAAGUCUUCCGUCUCACCAACAUCAGUGACUUUCAGAACACUAUCUCAUUAUGCUAUGCUGAGAAGGAUCACGAGACAAAAUCUGCAAAAGCAACCAUUACUGUUUACAAAUCUCCAGAGAAGAUUGAGCUGGAUCCAGUACCAGAAAUGGAAGUGGGCAAGCAGUAUAAUUUGACAUGCCGGGUUUCUGGUGUAGCCCCCAUCCGGGACCUCACCGUGACCUUGCUGAAAGGGGAAGAGCAACUUCUGGUAAAGACCUAUAAGGAUCGUACUGACCGUAAGGCUGUUCCUGUUGUGGUGAACCAUCACAUGAUAGCUCAGAAAGAUGACUACAACAAGACAAUCACCUGCCAAACAUCCCUGGAUCUGAGACCAACAGGACCACUCUUGAAAAAUACUUCCCACAGCAUAUCAUUAUGGACUUUUGAUUUUGCAAAGGCUCCCUUGCUCCACACUGGCCUGUUCUUAGAAGCUGGGACCCUGAUGAAAGUGACGUGUGAUGCGCCUGAGGCUUCCCCAGCCAAUGAGGCCGUGUUUGAUCUGCGGUUUGCAGGGAAGUCCCUGACCUUCAACACCACUGUGAUGGGAGGCUUGGCAAGUGCCCAGGCUGUGAUAGCCUCUUCCUCAGUUGGAGAUCAUGAGUUGAUUUGCACGGUUUCUCUGGGGCCAGUGACCAAAAACGUGACAAAGACAGUGAAUGUGUUUGCUUUACCAAAUCCCAUCUUGCAAAUUGGCAGUUCAGAAGCUGGUCAAAAAGUGAACAUUACAUGUGGUGCGGAGGGCAGUGCUUCUCCUGGUUUUACAAUGCAGAUCACGGACACUGCCAAAAUAUUAGCAUCUGGCAACGUAAAUUUCCUGCAGCAUGAAAUGAUUGCCCAGCAAGAGGAUGACGAGAGGGAAUUCAUCUGCCAAGUAACCCUGACCGUUGACGGGCAGGUCAAGAAAAGAAGCGUGUCUCAAAUACUUACCGUCUUCUACCGGCCCCAAAUGGAUGAUUCCAGCUGCCCCCAGACAUGGACUUGGAAGGAGGGAAGUACGGCAACACUUACCUGCUCAGCCUUGGGAAACCCCACACCGACUGUUCAGUGCUGGAAAGAUGGGAGACUUUAUAACAUCGGGGAACCACAGCUGAUCCAGAUAGAGCAUGGUGGCAUAUAUCAGUGCAAUGCUACUAACCAGUAUGGAUGGGAUGUUAGAGAUGUGACCGUACACGUUGAGUGUAAGUUCACUCCUUGACCUAAAGAACGAGAAUGACCACAGUCUUAGGUCCUGUAACUACCGGCCAAAUCUGCAUUUGAACGGUAGACUUAAGCUAGUGAAACAAACUGAUAAAAAUUCUGGCCAUCACAGCCCUUCCAUCUAUAGCCCAGUCAAGAAAAAUUUGGAAUAGUUCUGGAGCUUAGCAAAGAUUCAUUGUGACAAGACUAUUUAAGAAGGGUUUAGAACAGGGGUGUCAAACUGAAGGCC
This is a messenger RNA of Notechis scutatus (mainland tiger snake), 1962 nucleotides long. The record is from RefSeq and is a predicted model, not a curated record. Lineage: Eukaryota; Metazoa; Chordata; Lepidosauria; Squamata; Elapidae.